This is a messenger RNA of Cuculus canorus (common cuckoo), 10363 nucleotides long. RefSeq names its product arkadia (RNF111) N-terminal like PKA signaling regulator 2N (gene ARK2N). The transcript is spliced from 3 exons. Bases 267 to 1445 code for a protein of 392 amino acids. Gene Ontology annotation, biological process: ubiquitin-dependent protein catabolic process. NCBI's taxonomy places the organism in Eukaryota, Metazoa, Chordata, Aves, Cuculiformes, Cuculidae. The record is from RefSeq and is a predicted model, not a curated record. Gene Ontology annotation, molecular function: ubiquitin protein ligase activity.
GUGCGCGGCGCGAGGCGGAAGUGACGUCACGCAGCGGACCCCGCGGCCGCCGGUGACAUUUUCGGCGGCGGCGAAGAAGAAGAAGAAGAUCUCAGUUGCUCCUCCCGGCUGCCCAUGCCCCAGCUGCCGCCGCCCCCCGCGGGCGAGUCCAGGAGGGGCCCCGCGUCCCGCCGGCUGCUGUAUUGCUGAAGUCCAUAUCUGGUUCAACCAGGCUUCCAGACCACGUGCUCCAUGCUUUAAGACCAGGAGGACCUUGGUGUUCUGAAAUGAAGAUGGAGGCAGUGGGAAAAGCGGAAGAACUUGUUGAUUUGGAAGUCCCACCAAAGACUUCUGAAAAGCAAGACGCUGCUCCGGAUGAAGACGGACCUAUAGAACUGGAGACACAAACUCAGAAAGACAACAUGCCUGCUGCAGCAGACUCUGCAGUGCUCUCUUCCAUGCCUUGCUUACUGAUGGAACUGAGGCGAGACUCUUCGGAGUCUCAGCUGGCAUCUACAGAAAGCGAUAAGCCAACUAGUGGUCGAGUUUACGAGAGUGACUCUUCUAAUCAUUGCAUGCUUUCCCCUUCUUCCAGUGGGCAUUUGGCUGACUCAGACACAUUGUCUUCCACAGAAGAGAAUGAACCCUGUCAGGCUGAAGCUGUUGUAGAGGGAGACCCUUCUGCAGUGUCUGGGCCUGCAGCUGGAAGGAAAUCCAGGCGAUCCAGGUCUGAAAGUGAAACUUCAACAAUGGCUGCCAAGAAAAACCGACAGUCUAGUGAUAAGCAGAAUGGUCGAGUUACCAAGGUAAAAGGUCAUCGAAGCCAAAAGCACAAAGAGAGAAUUCGGCUGUUAAGACAGAAACGGGAGGCAGCUGCUCGCAAGAAAUACAACCUGCUGCAGGACAGCAGUACCAGCGACAGCGACCUGACGUGUGACUCGAGCACGAGCUCAUCAGAUGAUGACGAAGAGGUUUCAGGGAGCAGCAAGACAAUCACUGCGGAGAUACCAGCUGGCUUCAGUCGUGCUGGGGGAUCUGGAGGAGCGACCAGGGAAAUUCCAGGAUUGCUUGACAGGGGCACCGUGUGGGAUAGGAACUGCAUAGGCAAUGUCCUGGAAGAGGCCAUGAACUGCUUUGCCGAGAUGCAGAGGCAGACAGAGGAGAAAUUUCGCAUGUGGAUAGAAAAGCUAACCCGUCUUGACACGGAUGAAGAAAGCAAGCAACAACUGGAGCCCAGGGAACCUAAAAUUCAACUAGUUGGCCAAAGAAUCCCCCCUACCACACAGUCAGGGGCUUUCAUACAGAUGCCUGAUAGCCAAGUACUUCCACAGCAGUCGUUUAAUUCUUACGGGGGCUAUCAAAAUGUCGAUUCUGCACUAGAGUUUCCAGUGACUUUUAAUAACAAUUUUCCGCCUGUCUUUCCAGAGAACGGGAAUAUUGCAGAGCCUGAUCUGAAUCAAUCAUAAACUCAAAAAGAAAAUCCGAUCUUUGCAAUCUUGUUGUUACUUUGGAUUAUACUGAAAACAAGGUUUGCUUUUCUCUUUGUAUGUGUUUUGUUUUGUUUUUCUCUUUUGAGUUUUAUUACCAGGGUAUCUUUUUAAUUUAUAGAGAAUGUAUAUGUAGUUUAAAAUAAACCCCACGGUUUUACCCAUGUGCAUGUGCCAGCACUUGCACACCUUUAAAGUUGUGAGAGGGAACCACCGUAAGCUUUCAUCACCAAACUUGGCAAAAUACAACUUAAGAGCCUUGUUUAGAUACCCUCAAAUCAAUAAAUCUGUGUUUGCUACAAUAGGAGCAUUCAGAGUAUUCAUCAAAAUGCUCUUUUUUUGCAUGUUGAAGCAUUUAUAUAAGGAAAUAAGUUUUAUAUUUAAAGAUGUAAAGUACCCUAGAGAGUGAGAUUAGAUACAGACCCGUAUCAUUUCUUUAACUAACUGUUUACUCCUCAGUUUUGAAGCUUGAACUUGUCACAUCUUAGUUUUUUCUUCUUUGUUUUCAGGUAGAAGGAAUGAAUAAGCUUGCCCUAAAGACUUAGCUCUUAUAUAACAAACAUGCACAACUGAUUUUUCCUUUUUUUUUGUCUCCCAUUUAGUAAUUCAUUUUCUGUCUGGAGUUUUUAUUAAUGUCCCUGCUGUGUCGCACAUGACAUAUUUAUGGAAGCAGUUGUCUUAUACUGUGUGCCCAAAUGCACGCAUGUAUGCAUACAUAUGUGUGUUUGGUUUGGAUAGAAGUAAUUUCCUCUGAUUUUAGGUGCCCAUUUUGCUGUUCUGUGAUCUUCUUCUGAGUCAGUGGGAAGAGAUAAGCACCUACAGAGGACUAUCUCCUGGCACUGCCGUUCUCUCCCAUCAGUUGCCCAAACCACCCUUAUAAACAGUUUAGAACAGACGACUUUUGGCUGAAGUUAGGUGGGAUGAAUCACACCCAACUGUGUGUGUGUGCAUGACCCGUGUGCACAAAGCGCUGCUGCUUCCUUCUGUAUAUACACCCAAACUGCAUCCUUCAUCAUGGAAUAAAAAUAGCCCUGUCAGUCCUAAGAUAAGCAGCCGCUGAUGGAUGGAUUGAGCACAGGAAUUUAGAGGAAGGCUUGACAGUCAGGUUAAUAAACACUGUGGUGGGCCAAAGGUAUGGGUGGCUGGUCUGGGUCAGACAGCCAGAGCUGCUUCUGAACCAUGUUUGAAUGACUGAAAUCAUGAUUUCCUUGUGGUGAGGAAUGGCAGAACACUAGUUUCAUUUAAAUAAUACCAUAUCUCGCUAUUGUGUGGAUUUUUUUGUACUGACAAUUAUCUUAAAUAGGCAGGCUUGAAGCUGUGACGUUUAAAGUACAAUUAAUUUAAACUAUAUCUUAGGAAUCUCUGUUUCAUUCUUUCUAUUACCAGCGCGCACAGGGUUUCUUUUUUUGGUCACCUCUCCACUAAGGCCUUUCUUCAUGUGAAGUGACUUCUCGGUAGCUACCAAAAAUAUGUAUUUAUCAUCAGUUAGAUCUUGCCUGAAGUUUCUAAUGCAAAUUAAAUCAAAAGUCUAAUAACGAAAAUGGAAGUCUUUGCAUAGACAUAGUUUAAGUAAAGAGAACAUUAUAGGUCUCCUUUAGCCCUAUUAGUUUUUUUCUGAAACCAGUCAUUUUUUUUUCCUAAUGAUUUUUGUUUAAUUCAUUUUCUUCCCAUUGGAAGUAACCGCUGUGUAUCUUCUGUAGGUCUGAUUUUUUUUUCCUCCCCAGAGUCAGUGGGAGUAUUUUUAUCAAUUUAUAUGGGGGUUUGUAUCAAACCUGUAACAGAAACUCAAGAAAUGCUUUUUAGUUAUCAGUGUUUUAACAUUAUUCUUGGUCUACACUUGCUUUUUCUAAAGUAUGUGUUGCCUUCAUUAGAAGAAAAUAAGGUUAGAGAGUUGUCUUAUUUCAGAGUAACUGUUUGAAAGACUGUGCAGGAGAUAAUAAAGUACUGGAAUAAGUUCUUUACGGAUCACCUUCAUGCAUAAUUUUGAUGCAAAGAUUUUGAUAUGAGCUUUUAAGAAAUCUCCCUCAGCGGAAAUUGUUUCCGUUUUUAACUUAACCAUAGGUAAAAGUUAAAUGACUUAUGUUUGAUAGCAGUUUAAUGAACUUGUCCUCAUCUGUGUAAGAUCCUUCAGGGCAGAUUAUUUGCUGAUAAUAAUAACAACAAAAAAAAUCAGAUCCUUCUGGUGUUGAUAGAUUGGAGGUGUGUAUAUAUAUAUAUAUAUAUAUAUAUAUGUAAGCACCUUUAUGACAAUGGUAAGAGCAGCAUAUUUUAAAGCAUGGCAACUUUACAAGUCUUCCCAUGCAUGCAGAGACAGCUUUUUGCAGUGACUGGUGUUUUAUUUAACAUCUAAGAGUCACUUAGCUCAGCACAUCUGUGAGCAUGCCCUUAACCUUCUUUAUUAAAUAGUCUGUAUGGAGCAAUUAAGUGUUUCAAAACAAAUUGUCUGAGGAUAUCAGUUGAACGUACUUAUCUCUCAGACUGAAACACGCUUCCAUCUACUGAUAUCCUGAAUGGAUAAUAACUCUGUUAGGGAUGUAGCCAGUGAAAUUCCUGCAGGCUUUCAGUGUCUUGGUUUGGUAGCCUUAAAAAAAAAAAAAUAAAAAAUUGACAUUAUUCAGAGUAUUAACAAAUAAAAUUUUUUUGUUUGGUUACUAUAGGCAAAAAUGAAAAAGUUUCAAACAUUUUCAUCCAUCACUGUUAAUUGUUAUUGUCAAUGCAAGCAGCUGUGAAUGUGAACAGGCAGAGGAUGACAGCAGUCAAGCGUGCAGAUGUUAGAGCUGUACCUUUCCUAGGGCACCCACAAGACUGAAGGAAUAGUUCAUGUUAGGUGUAGUUUUAACUUAAUUUCUCCACAAAAGCUGCAUAGUGCUAAGAAUACCUGCGCGAGACCAGUGGUUGUAAAUGGUUUUGUAAAUGAUAAAUAAGUGUUUUGUUUGGUUGCUCUUUUCACUCGCCUCAAAACUGGAACCAGACCUUCAGCUCCCUUAACCAGCUCCUUUGCCAUGAAGAGUGUGCGUUGACCUACGUGGUUGAAUAUCUGGUCCAUUAGCUUGUUUUCCUUGGGAAACAGCAGAUUUCUCUUAAGAGGUGAGUGGGGAACCCCACCUCUUUGUUGUAGCAUAAGCUGCCUGAUGAAGGAGGUGGCGGGCUAUGCAUUUAAACAGGAGCAUUUCUCCUUCCUUUGUACUGUGACCUUGAAAGAUCAUAGAAUCGUAGAAUGGUUUGGGUUGGAAGGGAUCUUAGAGAUCAUCCAGUUCCAAGACACCUCCCACUGGAUCAGGUUGCUCCAAGCCCCAUCCAACCUGGCCUUGAACACCUCCAGGGAUGGGGCAGCCACAACUUCUCUGGGCAACCUGGGCCAGGGCCUCAGCACCUUCUGCAUGAAGAAUUUCUUCCUAACGUCUAAUCUAAAUCUUGCUCCUUCCAAUUUAAAGCCAUUCCCCUUUGUCUCAUCAUUCCAUGCCCUUGUAAAAAGCCCCUUCUCAGCUUUCUGGGAGCCGCUUUCCGUACUGGAAGCUGCUGUAAGAUCCCCCCAGAGCAUUCUCCAGGCUGAACAAGCCCAACUAUCAGCCUGUCCUCAUAGCUGAAGAAACCACCCUUCAGAUACCAAUACUAGUGAUGAGUCUGUGUUUUGAAUGUGUGUGUGACAGCCUUUGGCGUGUGUUUGAGAAAAGAGAUUCCUAAUACAUCAUUUCAGGUAUUUUUUUUUUACUCCGAAAUAUUUUUGCUCUAUUAUGUGGCUGCAUUAAGUUUGUCAUGAUUUCCAUUCUAAGCUCUUAUUUUCAAAGGGCUUUGACUAGAAACUUUCAGGGAGUUAAAAUUUCUUCAUCUGUAACUUUAACAUAAAUUUUAAUCUCAACCAUUCCAUAUUUCAUUAAAGCAGUCUGGCCUUAUUUAAGACUAUUACAAGAUAUCAGAAGGAAACUUUUCUACUUUCCAGCCCAGACUUAUAUUUUGAAUGUAUGUUUAUGCUCACAUCUCAACAAAUUACUUCAAACCCUCCAAAUUCAGUAAGAGGAGAAGUCAGUAGAAGUUUUGCACAGAUGUGGGGAAUCACAGAUGACAAUUCAGAGUUUCCCUGGGUUUUUACUAGUUCAGGAGUAAAGAAACAAUCUAGUUUCUUUUAAGAAUUUUACUUAUCUUAUGGUUUUGAAAGAGUAAAUGCAUCAAGUCAGGUCAGCUGGUGUAGGCUGGUGUAGUUCCAGGGAGGAUGGUGCCAGCUUAAACCUAACUGGCUUAUUCAGGUUUCUAUAUUGCCAUUUUUAAUAUCAAAUUACAUAUUUUCAUUGUGGCAGCCAUUUCUACAUGGGAGUAAUCAAACACCCGUUUGACUGCAGCGUCAGGAUUCAGUAGCUGAUGAAACACAGCUACUGUGUUAGCAUUUUUAGUAGAAGUGGAAGAGAAAGAUGUCUUUAUGUAACGACUUAAUUUAAAUGUCACUAAAUGUCAAGCUGAGAGUUCAGUAAGUGAAAAAUUAAAGGAUCUGGUCCGAGAACCUCGGCUUUAGUGUGCAGAGUUUUUGCAGGCUCAGGCUUGGCUGCAAGUUCUUCCCCAGGCGUUUGUGCUGCUUCCUCCCUUGAAUAGAGUUUGGUAAGGAAGGUUGGUAGGAAAUUCCACCUUUCACACAUGGUUUUAUCUGAGCGUUUGGGCUUCUGACAAAACAUCUGAAUUUUCAGUUUUCAGUUAGGAAAAAAAAUAUAAUAUUCAAAAGAAUACAUUCAAGUAAAGGCAGUGAAAGGUUAUUCAGUUUCUAUUGAAAAAAAUAACUGAGCAGGAAAAAAGAAAAAUCUCAAACCUUUCAGUGUUAUUUUUAACAGUAUUAGAACAAAAUAAUUCAGGCAGAAGUGUACAUCUCUAUUUUUUUAAGUUCAUAGUAUCUUUUAGUGUUUUUGCAAGAUGUUUGAGUUGUUGUGUCUGAGCUGCUAGAGUUAAGGCUGGAGGACCAAUCUUAACGUCAAGGAAACAAGAUUAUGUGUGGUAUUAUCAUACAAAUUGAAACGUAUUUAUUGUCACUGAGUUCUCUUAUUAAUAUAUUUUGUCUCUUACUGUAUCCACAUAAUGUAAAUCUCUUGUUUUUGAAGGUAAUAUUUCAAGGGCAUUAAGAAAUUAAAUCCUAGUCCUAUUAAAAACUGUAGAAAAUUUCUACUAAUUUUGAUGGAGCUAGCAUUUUACCUCAGUGGAAAUCGAAGUUAUUUUGCAGUUUUUAGUCAGAGGAUCCUUCAGCUGACUUCAAGGGGAACCUUUGUCUGGUGAGCGUGUGUAAAUCAGGCCAGUUGAGUAGCUGUUUUUAAAAUAAUCAAGGUCUGCACUGUGACCAACUGCAGUUACACUCGAGAGCAUUAGAACAAAUGCACUGUGUAGUUUGUACUGCAGAAGCUAAAACAUUCAGGCUGAUUGAUGGAGAUGGACAGUACCUUGCAAAACACAAAGCCAGAAAUUGGUCUUUCUCCCAAAUUUGAUUAGUCUCAUAGUGUUAGAUCAGCAAAAUGAAGGCACAUGGAAAAUAGGCUUAUUAAGUUAGAAAUGAUUUGAAGUGCUCUGUUAAAUCUUGCAGAGUGAUUGAGCAGGGGAUUAGUCUGGACCAUCAAAAGCUUUUAAUCGAGGUUGUACUUGGUCCUUCCAUGGGGAGAUGCGGUUUUGACUUGCAAAAAUGUGAUGUUUUCUGGAGGGGUGUAUGUUUGCCUGCCUUUUCCUGAUGUAAGUUGUAUUUACAUAGAGAAUUCUUUUUUCAGCUGUCCUAGCUCUGUAAAGGGUAGGAUGUAAUGGUUUCCGAAUCCAUCCCAAUACACUUUUGCAAGGAAAACUGGGGAAGAGAUCUGGUGAAUGUAUCUCUCUUCCAUAAUUAAUGAAUCAUUAGGUGGCAUCAGUGAAAAUAAAUCCUAUCAUGCGAUGCAGAUUGCACGCCACUUCCUGAUAUUUGCAGUGCACAGCAAUGUUCCAUGUGCCUUUCCUUAAAGCAUAACGAAAUAUUACGUCUCUCUAUAUAAUUUGGUAAAGCAAAUCCAAGAUAUUUUCCAUCAAGUUGUCAAAAAGCCUGAAAGAAUGAAUGUUGAUUGGCAAGACUUGAGUUUUUGAGAUCUCUUUUUGAUGUGAUAUAUUAAAAAUGGUCCCGUUUGAAAACGUAUGCUCAUUUCGUCAUGUUUGUUUUUAUUAUUUUAUUGUUAUAGUUAAAGGAAAACCAUCACAAAGGCUUUACUGUGUGAAAUGAAGGAAAAUGUGAGGAAAGCAGGUUCAUUGAUAAUGUUUUGCUCACUUUAUGAUUUUAGAGAGAAUGUUGUUACACUGCUAUUGUUUUUUAUUGUAUUUACAAUGUAUUCUUUGCCUAACCCUGUAAAUUUUGAAAUGUAACUACUGUAACCUGGAAUAAAUAAAUAAAUAUAAAUAGUAAAGAAGCGUUUUAUAUUGCUGAACAACAUAAAAAAAGCACAGGUCUGCUGUCCCAAUCCCCCUUUGGGAACUGUUUUAGAGUCCCACUAGUUUAUGCCAUUGUGUACAUACUGUGUGAAACCACAGCUCUGGGUCAUGUCUUAAAUAAUACCAGGUCUGUGUUGUUUAUCUAAAUCAAGAAAGCUGUUACUUCAGCCCAUAGUCUUGUAUACAAAGCAUUUUUGUUUGGUUUGGUUACUCAUGUGUUUACUGUAGAACUAUUUUGGCAAAUCACUUAAGAUGAAUCUUCUCUAAGUUUUGGUACACAAAAAAAAAUAUUAUUUUGAUUAUUAUAAUGAUCAUCUAAUCUAAAAUUUUAUAUAGGUAUUGAAGUCCAUUGUAUGUUUUGCUUAAUCUCGAAGUAAGUAGAGCUGUCUCUUAAAUGGAAUUGUCGAAUGUACAUGAGGGCAUUCUUAAGUCUUUUAUUAUUAUAAAAUGUCUCGGUAUUCUCUUUGAUUAUAUAAAAAUAAAUGCAAUUUAAUGUAGAGUAUUGAGAUGGAGAUAAAUCAUAGAAUCAUGGAAUGCUUUGGGUUGGAAGGGACCUUAAAGCCCAUCCAGUCCCACCCCCUGCCAUGGGAAGGGACACCUCCCACUGGAUCAAGUUGUUCCAAGCCCCAUCCAACCUGGCCUUGAACACCUCCAGGGCAGCCACGGCUUCCUGGGGCAACCUGGGCCAGUGCCUCACCACCCUCAGCGUGAAGAAUUUCUUAAAUUCAAUAAAGCAGUGCCUGUACUCACAGGGAAGGCGCAGAGGUGAUGCUGGGAAAAGCCAUGUCCCUUCGCGCUUGACAGGUACCUGAGUGCCUCAGUGUAGAUUCUAUGUGUUUCACAAAGGCAUUCCUGAACACUAUUUUUAAACUCAUCAAUAAUUUACCAGUUAAAAAUAACACAGUAAUUUGAGGGGAGUGUUGUUUUCAGCAAAGGUGAGCUCCUCUGCUUGCUAGCCUUGAGCAAGCUACACAUCUCUGCUCGCCUCAGUUUCCCCAACAGCCAUAAGGAGUUUAAUAACUACGUUUGAGCUCUUCGAGAUCCACUAAUGGAAAGCUUUUUGUGAGAAUAAAGUGCCAUGAUUGUUACUGCUAUCAUUACUGCAUGUGUUCUGUGUCUGUUGACGCUUAGGGUGAUAAACCUGAAUAAGGCUCGAUGUCUUCUCAUUGCAAAGACACAGAUGAUGCUGGAGGGUGAUUCAGACAAACAAAUUCAGGCUUUUAAUUUUCAAAUUUGGAUCAUCCUCUGGACCUUUCAGUCCUUUCCCACUGCUUGCAGAGAAAAUACAGUGAAGUUUAAAUCCCAUCCCUAAAUCAGAUGCCUUGUCUAAGGUCGUUGUCUUGGCUUCUUUUGUUUACUGGGAAAGGAGAGGAGAUGAUGCUCCAGACUGCGAUUUCCAGGCUGCUGCUGCUUCACCCUGAAGUCCCUCUUUCUGGCUCCUGUAGGAGGGAGUUGAGCUGAGCCUUCAUGCCUGAACUUCAAAGACUUAAAGGACUAAAUUCACCUUUCAGGUUCUGCCAGCUAAUACCUUUUGUGUCCUGUGACAAAGUACUGCUGUGCAAAGGUACAGUGCUUUGUGUAGAAUCAUAGAAUGGUUUGGGCUAGGAGGGACCUUAAAGAAAAUCCGGUUCCACACCCCUUCCUGCCCUGGAUCGCUGCUUUUAACCUGCAGCUGAAAUUUUAUGGUUGACUCCCCCUUUUUCGCUUGUGCUGCCAUUAUAAUGAAUUAAGAAAUAAUAGGGAUGUGGGUCCACUUUAGACCACUGAAUGUUGAGAUGCAGUUCAAUGGAAAGCAUGGGAGUGGCUAGAAAACAAGAAAUUAUUGAAUUUGAUAUCACAGGCUUAAAAUAAGAUUGGUAUGUGUAGAUGGGGGGGAUUUUGUGCAUGUGGCUUCCGGUUCGGUUGUUCUGAGUGGAAUUAGUUUUGAUGAGCUCAGUAAAUUAAGGGAGCGUUGGGCUCUUGGAAACGCUGUCCCUGUGAUGACCUUUGUCUCUGAAUUCCUUUAAAAAAAAAUAAAGGACUCUUUCCCUCCCCCUGUUAACAUUAAAUGUCAACAGCUGUACUUUGCUGCUGGUACUUAUUAACUUUCAGCCUUGUCUUUUUUGAGCAUUUAUUGCUUUAGAAAUGAAUUAAAGCUUAUCACCAGGGAAAUGUAAGUCUUCCAGCUACCUUAGCUUCUCAAAAGAUGUGAUUUUUUUUUUUUUUCCUAAAUAGAUUGUUUGAAUUUCUGGCCAGAGGACCUCCUAAUUGUGCUACAUUAAAUUCUGAUUCUGGCAUGUUUCCUUUAUGGUGUCUGUUUUUCUGUCUGUGGAAAUCCUGUUGCAGUCAGUAAUUAUGAGGAAAGGCUCUACUGUAAAGAAAAAAUUAUAAUUUACCACAAUGUGGUUGUAGUUAAUCCUUCUACCUUUUCAACCUGAAAGUAUUUUUUCACUUCUUAUUUCCUAGCUGAAGCCAGUUGUCCUUGUUUCUUGCUACCACACAUU